Messenger RNA from Chlorocebus sabaeus (green monkey), 760 nucleotides. NCBI's taxonomy places the organism in Eukaryota, Metazoa, Chordata, Mammalia, Primates, Cercopithecidae. The record is from RefSeq and is a predicted model, not a curated record.
AUGACGGGCUGGAGCUGCCUUGUGACAGGAGCAAGAGGGUUUCUGGGUCAGAGGAUCGUCCGCCUCUUGGUGAAGGAGAAGGAGCUGAAGGAGAUCAGGGCGUUGGACAAGGCCUUCAGACCAGAGCUGAGGGAGGAAUUUUCCACAAUGCUUAUAUUCCAAGCACACUUGACAAUGCACUGUUCAGAUUCGUUUCCUGGAAUGAGAUCCUUGAACACCUAUGACACAUCACCUUUAUCAGAAAACUUCCUAGCCAGACCCAGAAAUCCUUGCAAUGACCUGACCCGUGUUCAUACGAAGCUCCAGAACAAGACCAAGCUGACAGUGCUGGAAGGAGACGUUCUGGAUGAGUCAUGCCUUAAAAGAGCCUUCCAGGACGUCUCGGUCGUCAUCCACACCACCUCUAUCAUUGAUGAAUUCUGUGUCACCCACAGAGAGUUUAUCAUGAAAGUCAAUGCGAAAGGUAUAGUAUCCUGGGGAGGAGAUGGAGCAAUGUGGGAAAAUGAGAAUCAGAAAGAAGGACAGGAUGGAAAGAGAAGUUUCUUCACUGAACACCUGCUGUACUCUGGGCCAAGUGCCUUUGCUGAUCACUACCAACGAGGGAGUUCAAGACUGCUAACUUUAGUUUUUUAGAUGAUAAAACUAGGGCUAAGAGAUGACAAGUAACUUGUUCCAGGUUCCCCAGGUAAGUAAGUAAGUAGGAGAGUUAGACUUUAAACUCACUCCUGUGUGACUCCAAAGACUGUAGAAGCUCUUUCAA